AUGUCUGCAGAUCCUCAGGAUCUAAACCUUAUGCGCCUCGCCCUCGCUGAAGCGGCUCGGUGCGAGCCUACACCUACCGCAUUCUGUGUUGGAUGCGUCCUGGCGUACAGGGACCCAUCCAACAGUGAGCCUGCAGUACUUUCCACUGGCUACUCGAGAGAACUUCCGGGCAAUACCCAUGCGGAGGCCAACGCCUUGACGAAACUUUGCGCCCUGACUCCGGCGGAAGUUGCGGCGCGCCUACCAUCGUUCGACCCCUCCAAGGCGUCAGUCGACGACAUUCUGCGACAAGUAGACGUAUACACGACCUUAGAACCUUGCUCAAUCCGCACAUCCGGCCUCGCGCCCUGCGCGGACGCGCUCAUCGCUGCUGGCGUGCGGCGCUGCUUCAUCGGGGUCGGCGAGCCGGACGACUUCGUACAGUGCGAGGGCGCGCGCAAGCUGAAGGACGCCGGAGUCGAGAUCGUAUGGCUGAAGGGAAUGGAAGAGGAAUGCCUGUCCGCAGCGCGCCGGGGCCAUUGA
Molecule: messenger RNA, 522 nt
Organism: Schizophyllum commune H4-8
Lineage: Eukaryota; Fungi; Basidiomycota; Agaricomycetes; Agaricales; Schizophyllaceae
Product: cytidine deaminase-like protein
Exons: 2
Coding region: 1-522 (173 amino acids)
Molecular function (GO): diaminohydroxyphosphoribosylaminopyrimidine deaminase activity
Source: RefSeq, a predicted model, not a curated record